Molecule: messenger RNA, 1513 nt
Organism: Chaetura pelagica (chimney swift)
Lineage: Eukaryota; Metazoa; Chordata; Aves; Apodiformes; Apodidae
Gene: ABTB1
Product: ankyrin repeat and BTB (POZ) domain containing 1
Exons: 12
Coding region: 1-1416 (471 amino acids)
Cellular component (GO): cytoplasm; ubiquitin ligase complex
Molecular function (GO): protein binding
Source: RefSeq, a predicted model, not a curated record
AUGGAGGAAGUGAAAGAAGGGAUUGAUGUGGUAGGUGAAUACCUUCUUGAACAGCGAGACGUGGAAAUUAAUGUCCGUGAUAAAUGGGACAGUACACCUCUGUAUUAUGCUUGCCUCUGUGGACAUGAGGAGCUUGUACGCUAUCUCCUAGCCAAUGGAGCAAAAUGUGAGGCAAACACUUUUGAUGGGGAGCGUUGUUUGUACGGAGCUCUGAGCGACGCCAUCCGCCGCCUGCUGAAGGAGUACAAGCAGAUCACAGCCAAGUGCAUGAAGAGAGACUACUACGAUGUCUUCCUUCAGAGGCUGCUGGAGCAGGGUUACCAAAGUGACAUUGUUUUCAUUGUUCAUGGCAAAUCCUUCUGUGCCCACCGCUGCAUUCUCAGCGCUCGCAGCGCCUACUUUGCUGAAAUGUUUGAGACCAAAUGGAAGGGGAAGAACAUGAUAGUACUGAAGCAUCCACUGAUUAACCCAGCAGCCUUUGGCUCUCUUCUACAGUAUCUGUACACAGGUCGUCUUGAUAUUGAUGUAGAAUAUGUAAAUGAUUGCAAGAGGUUGGCCAAGCAGUGUCGGCUGCAGGACCUCAUAGAUGAUUUGGAGACCAAAUGUAAAAAAGUCUAUGAAUUUGUCUCUUCCAAGCCAGGGACCUGUGUGAAAGUGCUGACGAUUGAGCCCACAGGUAACUGCCGGCUGCAGGAAGAUCUGGCUCUCCUGGCAGACUGCGCCUUGCCGGCCGAACUGCGGGUUGGCUUUGGGGAGUUGCCGUUUGACAGCACCGACAACUUUGAUAGUUGCCCCGAUGUGUGUUUCCGAGUGGCAGGUUACAACUUCUUGUGCCAUAAGGCAUUUUUCUGUGGUCGUAGUGAUUAUUUCAAAGCCCUCCUUGAAGACCAUUUCAGUGAGAGUGAGGAGCUGCAGACACAGCCCAGCAUCCCUGUGGUGACCCUUCAAAACAUCUCAGAAGACAUCUUCAUCCGGGUCCUCUACUACAUCUACAGUGAUGAUACAGAGCUGUCCCCAGAAAAUGCCUAUGAGGUGCUGUGCGUGGCAGACAUGUACCUGCUGCCUGGGCUCAAGCGCCUUUGUGGCAGAACGUUGGCCCAGAUCCUUGAUGAGGACAACAUUGUCAGCAUCUGGAGGAUUGCAAAGCUGUUCCAGCUGACCCGGCUGGAGGACCAGUGCACAGAGUACAUGGCAAAGAUCAUUGAGAAGCUGGUGGAGUUGGAGGAGUUUGUGGCUGCUGUGAAGGAGAACGCGGAAGCUGUGGAGGAGCGGCAGGAGACUGACUCCAUCCCUCUGGUCGAUGACAUCCGCUUCCACAUCACCAGCAAUGUUCAGACUUACAGUGCCAUUGAGGAAGCCAACCAGAAACUUGAAGCUCUGGAAAACCUCCUGGCCAGUAUAGGGCUUGAGUGCUGAUGUGUGCAAACCCUGCCUGUUGUAUGCAGCCUGCGUUGGCUUGGAGUGCAAGAACAUCCCAGUCUCUCAAUGUUUCUCUCCUUCUUUGUCCUCCUUC